Messenger RNA from Symbiodinium pilosum, 701 nucleotides. NCBI's taxonomy places the organism in Eukaryota, Dinophyceae, Suessiales, Symbiodiniaceae. The record is from the annotation of a GenBank genome assembly.
GCGACGAGAAGGAGGAGGCAGCAAUUCUGCGACUUGUACUGAAGAAGCUGGGCAUCAAUGAUGAGUUGAGUGAGCACCACUGCGAGUGGGAAGGCAUUGACUGUGACGAGGAGCAGCAGUGUGUGGAGGCUCUCGACCUGAAAGGCCGCAACUUGACUGGGGUGUUGCCCGCAGAGCUAGGAAGCCUGACUAGCCUGACGACACUGUGGCUCAGAAACAACCCCAAGUUAACGGGGACUUUACAGGCUCUGAAACCUCUGACAUUGCUAUAUCGACUGGACAUGGAGAACACGCAAGUCACUGGUCGGUUGGAGGAUCUGCAGAGUCUGACGCACAUGAAGUUUUUGAAUCUGAGGGAGUUAAAGGUCUCCGGACAAUUGGAGGCCCUGAAGAACCUCAACGAGAUUGAAUGGCUUGAUGUCUCCUCUACGGAUGUUACUGGUGGGUUGGAGGCUCUCAAGGACUUGAAGGAGGCAAGUCGGCUGAUUCUACGUGGAACACGGAUCAGCGGACAGAUAGGGUUCCUGCCGAACAGCGUGUCCAUCGUUGACUUGUCCACGACGCACAUCACCGGAAGUCUCGAGGACCUUUGGGACAAGGCAAACCUCCGAGAAGUUUUCCUUCGUGGCACCAAAGUUACUGGCCGCCUGACGGCGGAGUGGUGCGGAAAACUACCUGAGCUGGAAAUCCUAGACCUCGCG